AUGCAUCAGGAUCAGUACUUUGAUGCGAAAUGCAGAGACAUGAGUUCACUUCAUGAGUCUCUUCGCUGCUUUGAAAAGGCCAUGCAUCGCACGAUGGGCGUUAUGAAUGAACUUCGCGAUGCCUUUGAAAGUGUAAGUCUUGCCUUUGAUUCCCUCACAUCUAUGCGAUUCUGUAAUGAGGAAACAAAAAUGAUGAUGAAACGAUUUACAGAAGAGAUGCGAAGACUUAAGGAUGGAAUGUAUUUUCUCACUUACAAUAAAGCCGUUCAUUUAGAUGUGGUGGAUCCCGUCAAUCGUUUACAAUCAUCCCUUCAGACCGCAGAGAAACGAGCACAUGUUUGUAAAAAAGCCCUAGAAAAGUAUAAUUCUCUUCAUCAAGUGGUGGAAAAGAAGGAAGUACAAUACUCAAAAAAACAGAAAAGUUUGGAUGGAAGUAAAACAUAUAAAAAACGAGUGGCCUCAAGAGAUGCGGCACUAGGAACAUAUGAAAGGCAAAAGAAAGACUUUGAUGCUCAUUUUAAUUCUCUCAUGGAUCAGGCCUCUUCGGUUGCGGAUACAUCUAUGCGGCGGUAUAUUGGACUCAAUACGGGUUAUCUUCUUGCCGUCAUCUCAGCAUUGGAAAGAGCAGCACCUAAUCAGGAAGAAAGUGCAUUACGUCCAGCAAGAGAAUCAUCCUUAAGGAGUACAAAGUCUCCAGAAGCAAAUCCUUCUCUUAAUAAUAAUAAUACUCAUACUCAUAAUAAUACUAAUAAUAAUAAUAAUAAUAAUAAUAAUAAUAAUAAUAAACCAAAUGGACCUGCAGCUGGAAAUAAAGAAAUGAACACUUCUCACGAUAAAGGUGAAUCCCCACAGCGUGAUGUGGAUAGACACUCUGAGAGUAGUCAUGAUAGUGCCAGACCACCUAAUGUCUCUCACACGGCUAUUAAUAACAGUCGUUUGGGAGGUCCUUCAUUUCUUAGAGAAUGGGUGGCAUUUAGUGAUUCCAAUCCAGGGAGUGAGGAUAGGGAAGAGAAACGGCAAAAUAAAGAGGAUAAGAAUAGUGAAAACUCAGCAGACUUUGAAAGAAAACUGGAUGAGCGAUUAAAACGGGCGGAAAUAAAUGCAAGAAAAACCUUUUCACCUUCACAAGCCUCUUCGGCAGCAAAUAAGAAGAAUAAAAAGGUAAAGUUAUCCGGCUGCUGCUCAGGUGAUAAAACAAAAGAAAAGAAAUCAAGUGGGUGUAAGUGUUAG
Molecule: messenger RNA, 1230 nt
Organism: Trypanosoma theileri
Lineage: Eukaryota; Euglenozoa; Kinetoplastea; Trypanosomatida; Trypanosomatidae
Exons: 1
Coding region: 1-1230 (409 amino acids)
Source: RefSeq, a predicted model, not a curated record